This is a messenger RNA of Fundulus heteroclitus (mummichog), 1913 nucleotides long. RefSeq names its product gastrula zinc finger protein XlCGF57.1-like. The record is from RefSeq and is a predicted model, not a curated record. The coding region runs from base 228 to 1913 and encodes 561 amino acids. Gene Ontology annotation, molecular function: RNA polymerase II cis-regulatory region sequence-specific DNA binding; DNA-binding transcription factor activity. NCBI's taxonomy places the organism in Eukaryota, Metazoa, Chordata, Actinopteri, Cyprinodontiformes, Fundulidae. Gene Ontology annotation, biological process: regulation of transcription by RNA polymerase II. The transcript is spliced from 5 exons.
CCACAGUUGCUGUGGUUCUGGUAGCAAAGCAGGAGGUGUGAUGGUGUUGUUGUGUAGCUAAAGUUGCUGGUUUGAUGGCGGGUUGUGGUGCUUUAGGGCAACGUGUGAAUGUCUGUGGUGAAAAGGUGUUGGGUUGAGCCCCAGAGAGAGAUUAGCAACGAGCAGAAAGUGCUGCUGAAGAAAGAUUGACGGAGUUGAAAGAAGUCUUGGUGGAGCCGGAGGAAGAGAUGGAGGAUGAGCGCAGACUGCUGGAUUUCAGCCGGAUCCCCCUGAUAAUCUUACAGCGAAUAGAUCCUGAAAAAAUUCUCUGUAAAGAUGAUGGAGUUCAAACUGAGCUCAGCAACCAGGAAGGAAACUCCACUUUAGAUGAGAAGGAACCAGAACCUGGGCAGACAAAAGAGGUGAAAAAGGAACAAGAACAACAACAGUUUGUAGAAGAAGAGAGGCAACUCUACACCUGUCUGGCUGAAAAGCAACUUGUGCUGAAACGGGAGACUGAUAACAUUUUAAUGAUUUCUUCUAACGUGCAAAGAGUCCACAGUGAAGAAGAACAAAGAAGGAACAAACUCAUUUCUCAGGCCCCCUCAGAAGUUGAGAACCAGGAUCAGGAAGGAAACACUGAGCAAACAGGAAAAAGGAGAGAAGAGCAGAAGCAAAAUGAGAAACAUCCAAAAGACACUGCUGACAUUUUAAAACCACAACCUGACCAAAAUAUUAAUUCUUGUAAAAUUGAUAGUAAAAACCUUUCUCAAAAAGGUCACGUUAAUAAGAUGAGAACAGACGAGCCCAAGAAGCCUUUCUCAUGUCUGAGCUGUGGAAAAAAGUUCCCCAAAAAAAGCCGUUUGAAAAUUCACAUAAGAACUCAUACAGGUGAGAAGCCUUUCUCAUGUGAGAACUGUGGAAAAAGUUUUGGUGAUAGAAGCACUUUAAGAUCUCACAUGAGAAUUCAUACAGGUGAGAAGCCUUUCACAUGUGAGACAUGUGGAAAAAGUUUUUCAAGGAAACAGAGCUUAGCAAGUCACACGAUGACUCACACAGGUGAGAAGCCUUUCACCUGUGUGAGUUGUGGAAAAGGGUUUAGAGAUAAAAGCCAUUUAAAAACGCACAUGAUAACUCACACAGGUGAGAAGCCUUUCACGUGUGUUACAUGUGGAAAAGGCUUUAGAGAUAAAGGCUACUUAAAAAUUCACAUGCAAGUUCACACAGAUGAGAAGCCUUUCUCAUGUGAGAAAUGUGGAAAAAGUUUUCCACUGAAACAGAGUUUGGCAAGUCACAUGAUAACUCACACAGACGAGAAGCCUUUCUCAUGUGAGAAAUGUGGAAAAAGUUUUCCAUGGAAACAGAGCUUAGCAAGUCACACGAUGACUCACACAGGUGAGAAGCCUUUCACCUGUGUGAGUUGUGGAAAAGGGUUUAGAAAUAAAAGCCAUUUAAAAAUGCACAUGACAGCUCACACAGGUGAGAAGCCUUUCACCUGUGUGAGUUGUGGAAAAGGGUUUAGAAAUAAAAGCCAUUUAAAAAUGCACAUGACAGCUCACACAGGUGAGAAGCCUUUCACCUGUGUGAGUUGUGGAAAAGGGUUUAGAAAUAAAAGCCAUUUAAAAAUGCACACGACAACUCACACAGGUGAGAAGCCUUUCACCUGUGUGAGUUGUGGAAAAGGGUUUAGAAAUAAAAGCCAUUUAAAAAUGCACAUGACAGCUCACACAGGUGAGAAGCCUUUCACCUGUGUGAGUUGUGGAAAAGGGUUUAGAAACAAAAGCUAUUUAAAAAUUCACAUGAGAAUACACACAGGUGAGAAGCCUUUCAUGUGUGUUACAUGUGGAAAACGCUUUAUACAUAAAAGCCUCUUAAAAGAUCACAUGCCAAUUCACACAGAUGAGAAGCCUUUGAACUGUAGGGGCUCCGUAUAG